AUGGAAGCGUGGUUUGCACUGGUUAUUGUUUUUAUUGUUAUCUUUGCCAUCCUAGGCAUUGCCUAUUGUUUCCUUGCUACCACCAUGGCCAUCCAAAGGAUCUGGCAAAGACACUACCAUAUUCUUACCAAGAGGGAACUCACACAGGCAUAUGUCUUUGACAAAAUUUGUCAUAAAGAGGGUGCUUACAAGAAUCUUCUAGACGCUUUUCUGAAAGUACUGCAAGAAGGGGGACCUGCAGAACUUUACAGAGGCCUUACCCCCAGUAUAAUUGGAGUAAUCCCAUAUGCCGCCACUAAUUAUUUUGCUUACAAUUCAUUACGGAAAGCUUACAAGAAGGUUUUCAAUCGGGAGGAAAUUGGAAAUACUGCAACUCUCUUUAUCGGAUCAGCAGCUGGUGCCAUUUCAAGUAGUGCAACUUUCCCACUUGAGGUGGCUCGCAAACACAUGCAAGUUGAUGCUCUCAAUGGGAGACAUUACAAGAACUUGCUUCAUGCCGUUUCAAGCAUACUCGAGAAGGAAGGGGUUCCUGGUCUGUACAGUGGGUUGGGGCCAAACUGCAUUAAAUUGGUCCCUGCUGCUGGAAUUUCUUUCAUGUGCUAUGAGGCAUGCAAGAACAUCCUUGCCAAGGAAGAAGAUGAUCCAUAA
Molecule: messenger RNA, 648 nt
Organism: Ilex paraguariensis (yerba mate)
Lineage: Eukaryota; Viridiplantae; Streptophyta; Magnoliopsida; Aquifoliales; Aquifoliaceae
Source: the annotation of a GenBank genome assembly